CCUUCCUCCUCCUCUGCCGACGAUGGCGCGUCGGGCGCCAUGUCCGUGGUCGUGGCCGUGGAGAAGUCGCUGCUGCGCACCCUCGCCUUCGUGCUCUACCAGCUGGACCGGAGCUGCGCCAAGUACUGCGCGUCGUCCAUCCUGCAAUGGUACAUGCAGCUCCAGACGCAGCUGCCGGUGGCUGCCGUAGACUCGCUGGACCGCGUGGCCGACUCGGUCAUCUCGCUCUCGGACGCGCAGUUCACCGAGUUCUGGCGCUCGCUCGAACAGCACGUGGUCAAGCGCUUCUACCAGCAGCUCUUCCUCGGCGUCCAGCGGUUCUUCGCUGCCGAUUCGUCGGACCAAGGACGGACCCAGACGCCGUGCACGUCUCCGGUCGAUCUGUCGGACUCGAGCCAUCACAGCACGCGGCAUCAGUACCACAGGAUGCGACACCAUGACGACGAGUCGGACAGCUCCGAAGACAGUGAAGCUGAUGACGAGUUUGAACCGGGCUGGGCCGUGGAGUACUUGGAGCAGGACGCCAACAUCCCGUCCGAGAUGACGCGUCGCAUGGCCAAGAUGAUGCACUCGAACGUGCCGGCCAACCUCUUCCGAGCUACUGUCACCCUUGGCGGGGGUGACGAUGAUGACCAGAGCAUGAAUUACUACAUGGGGGCAGUCACUCCCGGGUCUUUUCCCCCGACUCCCAUUACGAGGGACAUUCAGACUCGACAGAUGCAUCACUACACUGUCACCGUGCUGGACCAUGCCACCUUGACACUGAGGCUGCUGACGGAGGAAAACUACAGCAGCUGA
Phytophthora sojae is the source of this 798-nucleotide messenger RNA. RefSeq lists its product as hypothetical. Lineage: Eukaryota; Oomycota; Peronosporomycetes; Peronosporales; Peronosporaceae. The transcript is spliced from 2 exons. Bases 40 to 798 code for a protein of 252 amino acids. The record is from RefSeq and is a predicted model, not a curated record.